AUGGCAUCAGAAAUAGGUGUCAGCGCUCAGGUUCAGGUGGAUAGAUGCGCUGAAUGUAAACAACCCUCUGUGUGUACAUGCUCUAUAUGUAACGCUAAAAUGUGUAGAAAACAUAUUAAUUCGCACAUGGAUAAGGUUCAUAUGCUAUCAGAGAACGAUUCUCACAAUACAAAAUGUUCUCUACAUGUGAGAAACACGCUAAAAUCUUUCUGUAGAAGUUGUUUUGUGCCUCUCUGUGAUGAGUGCGUGACAGAUGGAGGUCAUGUUGCCCAUGAAAGAAGUGAACUAGGGGAUGUCUUAGAAUUCCUCAAGGGAGCAAUAUCCAAUGAAAACAAAGAAUUGAUCAAUUGCAUUAAACCAUUUUACCAAACUGUUUUAGACACUACUGAAGAAAAAUUAAAGGAAGUUCCGCUUAAAUACGAAAAAGUAAAGAAAAAUAUAGAAAAGUUUGGGAAAAUAUUGCACAGGGAAAUUGACAAUGCUGUAGAUGAUUUAUAUAUUUCCUUGGCUGAGAAAGAGAAGAACGACAAGAAAGAGUUAGAAAAUCAAAAGAAUACAUACUUAAAAAAGUUAAAUGAUUUAAAGGAAAUUAUUGCGCAAAACAAUUCGUUACUAAGCUCCAAAAAUUCAAAAGAAAUUGCAAAUUUUAGUUCUUGUAUUGCAUACUUUCGUCUCAAUCCAAACCAAGUGAAACUGGAAUUACCAUCCUUUAGCCCGAAUACUAUAACACAAUUAGCCAAUGUGUUUGAAUUGAAGAGACUUUUGUAA
This is a messenger RNA of Saccostrea cuccullata (small rock oyster), 768 nucleotides long. RefSeq lists its product as uncharacterized. Gene Ontology annotation, molecular function: zinc ion binding. The coding region runs from base 1 to 768 and encodes 255 amino acids. Lineage: Eukaryota; Metazoa; Mollusca; Bivalvia; Ostreida; Ostreidae. The record is from RefSeq and is a predicted model, not a curated record. The transcript has a single exon.